Molecule: messenger RNA, 414 nt
Organism: Micromonas commoda
Lineage: Eukaryota; Viridiplantae; Chlorophyta; Mamiellophyceae; Mamiellales; Mamiellaceae
Exons: 2
Coding region: 1-414 (137 amino acids)
Source: RefSeq, a predicted model, not a curated record
AUGGCGCUCCGCCGCGCAGCCGCGAUCAUCGCGCGCCUCCCGAACACCGCCGCGCACACGCGGUUCGCCCCCGCCGGCGUCCACUCGCGAGACAUGUCCGGCGGCCUGGAGAGGUUCAGGGAGGGGCAGCCCGUGCAGUCCAAGCGACCCGCGUACGAUGAGAGGGACACCGCUCACACCGACAAGUGGCUGGAGGCUGCCGUGCCGUCGCCGAUGGAGAUGAUCAACGAGAUCGAGCCCAUCCCGAUCCACGCGGACAGGGUCAGCUGCAAGAGCAAGGGCGCGUGCAUGGACAGGUACGGCGAGCGCGUGGGCCUCGGCGCGCCCAACACCUAUUAUCAGCUGAACAGCACGACGAAGGAUGCGCCGGUGAAGUGCAAGUACUGCGGACUCAGGUUCUACGGCGUGCACUGA